Gavialis gangeticus (Gharial) is the source of this 4925-nucleotide messenger RNA. It is a transcript of the gene GRIN2C, whose product is annotated as glutamate ionotropic receptor NMDA type subunit 2C. The record is from RefSeq and is a predicted model, not a curated record. Bases 2 to 4171 code for a protein of 1389 amino acids. Gene Ontology annotation, biological process: synaptic transmission, glutamatergic; monoatomic ion transport; excitatory postsynaptic potential. The transcript is spliced from 12 exons. Gene Ontology annotation, cellular component: postsynaptic membrane; postsynaptic density membrane; NMDA selective glutamate receptor complex. NCBI's taxonomy places the organism in Eukaryota, Metazoa, Chordata, Crocodylia, Gavialidae. Gene Ontology annotation, molecular function: transmitter-gated monoatomic ion channel activity involved in regulation of postsynaptic membrane potential; NMDA glutamate receptor activity.
CAUGGGCAGAGUUUUGACACACACUCUGGUGCUGUCCAUGGUGCUGGGCUGUUCCGCGGUCAUAAUGGACAUCCUGCUGCCCGGCCCCGAGGAGCCAGUGGUCAACGUUGCAGUGGUGUUCGGGGGCUCUUCAUACCCUCUCCACGUCCGCAGCCGUCUGACUCCCCAGAGCUUCCUGGACAUGCCUCUGGAGAUCCACCCCAUCACGGUGAUCGUGAACAACACCAACCCCAGCACCCUCCUGACCCAGAUCUGCGACAUUCUCUCCAGCCACAAGAUCCACGGCAUUGUCUUUGAGGACAACGUUGGCACGGAAGCCGUGGCGCAGAUCCUGGAUUUCAUAUCCUCCCAGACCCACGUCCCCAUCAUCAGCAUCAGUGGAGGCUCGGCUGUAGUCCUGACCCCAAAGGAACCUGGCUCUGCUUUUCUUCAGCUGGGGGUCUCCAUCGAGCAGCAGAUCCAGGUCAUCUUCAAGGUUUUGGAGGAAUAUGACUGGGGCUCCUUUGCGGUCAUCACCAGUCUGUACCCUGGGUACAACAUCUUCCUGGAUGUGAUCCGUUCCUUCACAGAUGCCAGCUACUUUGGCUGGGAACUCCAGGAUGUCUUGACCUUUGAGAUGACCCAGGAUGGGAGUAACUCCAAAACCCAGCGCCUGCUGCGGCAGAUUGAUGCUCAGGUGAUGAUUGUGUACUGCUCACGGGAGGAGGCUGAGUACCUUUUCCAGGUGGCAGAGGAGGCCGGCUUGAUUGGUCCUGGCUAUGUCUGGAUUGUGCCCAGCCUGACGGUGGGGAACAUGGAGGUCCCGCCAGUCUCGUUCCCCAUCGGUCUCAUCAGCGUGGUGACCGAAAGCUGGAAGAUGAGCCUGCGGCAGAAGGUCCGGGAUGGCGUGGCCAUCAUUGCCAUGGGGGCAUUGAGCUACUACAGGACCCGCGGGCACCUCCCAGACGUGGGCAAAGACUGUAAGACACCUCCCAGCACUGUCACAAACAGCACCUUCUACAGCCACAUGCUGAAUGUGACGUGGGAACACCGGGACUUCUCCUUCAAUGAAGGUGGCUACUUGGUGAGGCCCACCAUGGUGGUGAUCUCGCUGAACCGGCACCGGCUCUGGGAGAUGGUGGGGAAAUGGGAGAAGGGGAUCAUCCACAUGAAGUACCCUGUGUGGCCCCGUUAUGGCUCCUUCCUGCAGCCCAUGUCGGACAAUCGUCACCUUACCGUAGCCACCCUGGAAGAGAGACCCUUUGUGAUUGUGGAGAACACGGAUCCCACCACUGGAGUCUGUGUGCGCAACACCGUGCCCUGCCGAAAGCAAACCAACUACACCGAGGGGGGAGAUGGGCCUGCAGACCCCUACACCAAGCUAUGUUGCAAGGGCUUCUGCAUUGAUAUCCUGAAGAAGCUGGCCAAGGCAGUGAAGUUCUCCUACGACCUCUACCUGGUAACCAAUGGAAAGCAUGGGAAGAUAGUGCGUGGCGUCUGGAACGGGAUGAUUGGCGAGGUAUACUACAAGCGAGCAGACAUGGCCAUUGGGUCCCUCACCAUCAACGAGGAGCGCUCUGAGAUUGUGGAUUUCUCUGUGCCCUUCGUGGAGACUGGCAUCAGCGUCAUGGUGGCCAGAAGCAACGGGACUGUCUCCCCAUCUGCCUUCCUAGAGCCCUACAGUCCAGCAGUGUGGGUGAUGAUGUUUGUGAUGUGUCUCACUGUGGUUGCCGUCACUGUCUUCGUGUUUGAAUAUUUCAGCCCCGUCGGCUACAACCAGAACCUAACCAGUGGCAAAAAGUCCGGCGGCCCCUCCUUCACCAUUGGCAAAUCUAUCUGGCUGCUCUGGGCACUGGUCUUCAAUAACUCGGUGCCCAUCGAGAAUCCAAAAGGCACCACCAGUAAGAUUAUGGUGCUCAUCUGGGCUUUCUUUGCUGUGAUAUUCCUAGCCAGCUACACAGCUAACCUGGCGGCAUUUAUGAUCCAGGAGCAAUACAUUGACACUGUCUCUGGGCUGAGCGAUAAGAAGUUCCAGCGGCCCCAGGAGCAGUACCCGCCUUUCCGGUUCGGCACCGUUCCCAACGGCAGCACAGAGAGGAAUAUUCGGAGCAACUACCCCGACAUGCACACACACAUGGUGAAAUACAACCAGCGCUCAGUGGAGGAUGCCCUGACCAGCCUCAAAAUGGGGAAGCUGGAUGCCUUUAUCUACGAUGCUGCAGUGCUGAAUUACAUGGCUGGGAAGGAUGAGGGCUGCAAGCUGGUGACCAUCGGCAGUGGGAAAGUCUUUGCGACCACUGGCUAUGGCAUUGCCCUCCAGAAGGAUUCCCGGUGGAAGAGGGCGAUUGACUUGGCUCUUCUGCAGUUCCUGGGAGACGGGGAAACCCAGAAGCUGGAGACCGUGUGGCUGUCGGGCAUUUGCCAGAACGAGAAGAAUGAGGUGAUGAGCAGCAAGCUGGAUAUUGAUAACAUGGCUGGUGUCUUCUACAUGCUCUUGGUGGCCAUGGGUCUGAGCCUGCUGGUCUUUGCUUGGGAACACCUCGUGUACUGGAAACUGCGGCACUCUGUCCCCAAGUCGCACAAACUUGACUUCCUCCUGGCCAUCAGCAGGGGCAUUUAUAGCUGUUUCAGUGGAGUCCAGAAUUUGGAGAGCCCCGUCCGCGUUCACACACCAGACGUCACUGCUAACUCAGCUCAGGCCAACGUGCUGAAGAUGCUGCAGGCUGCCAAGGACAUGGUAUCGACCGCCAGCGUUGGGAGCUCCCUGGAGAAUGCCACGCGCACCAUUGAGAACUGGACCAACCGGAGCGAAAACCUGCAGACCACGUUCUCCCUCAGGACCCCUCAGCUCGUCGUGCAGAACAGCAGUGGGUUGAACAGGCCCACCAACUCCUCCAACGUGGCAGCUGCAGAGAAGCUGGGGCAAGCCUACGCCCAGAGGGCCAUUCCCCAACCCCUCCCUGCCCCUCAGCAGUCCUUUGUGGACUCCCGGCUGUCAGCCAGUGAGAAAUGGAGGGGCAUAACCAAGCAGCCUCAGUUUCUGCAACCCCUGAAGUUUCGAGGAAGCUGCUCUGGGGAUAAAGCUCUUCCAGGUUCCACCGUGAGCAGCUUCCCCCACCUCCUGGUGAAGACCACCCCUCCAGUCGAGUGUAGAAACCACGUGCUGCUGGGGAACCACGUGAGCACGACUCUCUCACCACAGAAGCCUCCAAGGGAGCUUCCUCCACCAGACAUCUACAAAGAGCACAAGCGCUCAGGGGCCAGGGGGGCCGGAAAGGAGACCCUCCCCCAGAACAUUCCCCUGGGGUACAGGGAAGACGGACACAGGGAAGCAACCCCCUUUGCAAGGCUGCUUUCCGAGAAGAGGAAAGGCAUGGAAAGCCCUUUCUUGCCUUCCUCUUGCACCCAUGACUCCUUCCCAAAAGUAGAUAGGACUUGCAGACCUUUAGCAACAGCAUGCAAAGAGUCGGAAGCAGCAAAUCUUCCUCUGCUGAGGAAGGAGAAGCUGGGCCGGAGAGCUAAUCUGUUGCGUUCUGCCUGGGAGCAGAAUGAGAAACGCCAUUCCCUGGGCCUGCAGAGGCACGAUGGCAAAUCAUCCGUGCAAGGCGACAUACCGGACCUCUUUCCCAGAGCCACUCUGAAGCAGAUGCCGAUGCCCAGUGUUCAGCACUAUCCUGCUGAAGCCCUUCAGCCCAGCUACGUGUGCAAUAGGAAAUGCACAGAGGCAAACCCCAGGCUCUCCUGGGAGGGCCAGCGACUUGUCCAUUCUCAGCCGGCCAGGCUGCCCUCCUACAGGGAAGCGUGCCUACAGCAUGCCGCAGGCCUGCACCGGGCCUCUUCCACGGUGGUGCACAAACAAUACGCCUACAUGAACUCCUAUACCAACCUGCCUGUGUGCUUGGGGCAGUUCUGCCAGGGGGCUCCCCUGCUCUGCGAACACUCCAGUGCCGGGUGCGUCACUCGGGCUCCCUGGUCGCCUGGAAGCAGGGACUACUUGGUCCACGAGGACAGCCGGAGGACCAUGUACUUUGACAGUGUAUACAGAGACUGCAGAGGUCGAAGCAGAGUGGAACCAGCCUUUCUCCAGAUGGUCAAUAUGGAGAAGAGGGACCUAUUGGCAGCCCAGCGAAUGAACAGCCCCUACCCUGCCAGGUCUUGGAGACGAAUCUCUAGCCUGGAGUCGGAGGUGUGAGAGUGGGGAGGGGGGUGGGGGGUGGGCAGGGUUAGGACUGUCUGUGCUUGGCUCAUAUCUGUACUGCUCACACGCACAUCUUUGAGAUGACAGAUUCUGGUUCAACCCUUGGGGAAAAGGCCCAUGCGGGAGCCUUUGAAAUCUCACCCUGUGAGAUUCUCUGGCCCGUUGGCUGCAGCAGGAAAAUCGUUCUAACUUUUCCCCUGGUCUGGAUCAAAAGAUGAACAAGUGACCUUUUUCUCUUUCCUCAGUGGCUGAUGGACCAAAAAACCCCGAUAAAGCAACAGCUCUUUGACACUGGGGAGGAGAGCAAAACCAGCUGUAAAAGGCAUUUUAAUGUGCAAAUUCCUAAGUCUUCCAUUGUUUGGGGCUCUCGGCAUGGGUUCUGUCUCAUCCAGUGAAACGCUCACGGUCUGUAUGCUCAGUGGAUAGCUCUAAAGUAUCAAAUACAAUGUCAGUCAUUUUAGUGUUUGUGCCAGUUAACUUGCAGGAUGUGCCCACAGCUCUGCUCUCCAUGAAAAGGUGGGUGACAUCUAACGGCUUCCCAAUCCUGGACUUUGUUGCUUCUACUGACACGCUGCUUUGGAUGGUUUGCUAACGAACAGCGGUCAUACAUGGGACUUAGCAAAACAAAUGCACUAUGACAUUUUCAGUAUUUUUUUUCCUUCUUUUCCCCUUCCCUUCACAUUUUGAUCUCUUUUAAAGUAAGAACUGAAAAUGCAAUUCCCAGGCUAUUAAAGAGACACAUUUUACA